This is a messenger RNA of Agrilus planipennis (emerald ash borer), 3826 nucleotides long. RefSeq lists its product as uncharacterized. NCBI's taxonomy places the organism in Eukaryota, Metazoa, Arthropoda, Insecta, Coleoptera, Buprestidae. Gene Ontology annotation, cellular component: ESC/E(Z) complex. The annotation marks the transcript as partial. Gene Ontology annotation, biological process: regulation of transcription by RNA polymerase II. The record is from RefSeq and is a predicted model, not a curated record. The transcript has 5 exons.
UUUCUGUUUUGUUUCAGUGGGGUUGCAACACUUAGCUGUACGGAUUGCAGUGGAAGUAGCACAGCGUCUAGUGACAUAACCGAUCCAGGUUCUCCGUUCAGCACCGCGUCCAACAAUUCUGAAGAUUCCGCGUUGCAAACGUCAUCGAUAACAACCACGAAAAUGCCUCCCACACAGACGGUCCAUUCGACUUGGCCCUGGUCUGUCGGGGAAGCGCCUCCUGUAAAACGCGCCCUCAUCGGGAAAACGGAGUUCCCGAAAAGAAUUAAAAUCGAUGACGUCGCGCAUCAACCGUUAUCAAUCGAACAAAAGGUGAUCGAUACGGGAAAAACGGUUUAUCCUGUAGUAGUAAAUAAGGGUCGCCCGGCACUGAAAGCUGCCAUUACAUCGCCUGCCAUUCCGGCGAUCGCGAACUCUCUUCCAAAAGACAGUAAAUUAGUUAAUCAUAAUCAUAAAUCACAAUCGGUUUCGUCGUCGAUAACUAAAGUGCAACAGGGUAAAAUAACCGAAUACUUCAAGUACCAGACGAAGACGAAUGUUCUUCGAAGAAAACAGUUGCCCGUCAAACCGAUCGAAGGUGCCGCGAAGAAUGCGAAAAAGAAAAGCUCGAGGAACGCGCUAUCGGAAAGCGCUGUCGGUUCUUCGCCGACCAAGAAGCAAUCGGGUACCACGCUACCUAGAAAAAUAUUACCCGCACCAAGCAAAUUACAAUGUGAUAAAAUCGCGGUUAAUAACGUCAAUAGUUUUGCACCAACAGUAACGCUCACCACGUUAACGAUACAACCGAGCCUUACGUAUAUUCAUACGAAAACGCCGAAACCGCCUGAUAAUUUCUUCUUACCCCAAUUUGCCGCGAUAAAUAACGACAAACUGAACACUAUUCCACUCAUGAGCGCUACACCAUGCAUCAACACUGUAAUUCCGCCUCUACAAAAAAUUGCCACCGUUAAUAGCUUCAAUUGUUUCAAAUUGAACGCUACAGUAGUGCCUAUCGUAAAACUGAACACUUUGCCUUCGAAAUUAAACGGGUCGAAUAUCGCUUACGUCGACACAGGAGUGCCAACUGUGCCUGUUCCUUCAAAGACACCCAGCGUUAGCGACUGCAUGCCCGCUGCGACACCCCACAUCGCUCCCAUCACCCACGACCAUCCCGGCAUCUUCAACCCCGACGGCUUAUUAAACAUGUAUCACAUCAACGCUCAUCAAAUGCCCCAAUUACAAACCAGCCACUGUAUUCCUCCCGCUAGCGAACAACACCAAAUUAACCCCUUCGAAUUCCAACAGCAACAACAGCAGUCCAACAAAACCGACGAAUGUUCGCAAACUCAGUUCGAUGACGAACCAAAUUUCCUCGUAGCAGAUCAAGCCGAAGACAUUUAUAAUAUCGACAAAAAUAGGCUAGAAAAAGUACAAAACAGUAGUAAUAAUAAAUCGCCGGAAGGCACUGCCGACAUUCAGUUGCUACAAAGUUGUCUAACUGCGACCACAACAAAUGCACAAAAUAAAUGCAAAACGAUAGAAACAUCGUCAUCGCUUAGAAUAAAUAUAACUAGCUGUAGUAACAAUAAUAACAAUAUUAGUAAUAUUAACUCUAGCGUAAUAAGUAAUGUACAUCAUCAUCAUCAAGGCUCGUUAUCGCUAUCAGGCACUAGACCAAUUAUCACUGAACACUGCCAGCCUGAUAGACGCCACGAGGACAAGAAAAAUGAUGAGGAUGACGAAGAAGAAUUGGAAUGUCGUAGUAGCAGUAGGGCUGAAAAGGAUUCGGAUAGCGGGGUGUCGUGUAAAGGGUUGUUGGAGGUGAGUGUGAGCGAGGUGGUUGUGGUCAAGUCGCAGAAGUCGCCCAUCCUGUCGCAACCGAAGACAAUCAGAUUUCCGGCCAGGCAGCAGGAAUCGACAUCGGAAGCGAAAGAAAUUCGAAGCGUCAGCGCCGCGGACACUUCGUCGUGUCGAUGGUUAGGCUGUGACACACUAUUUGAAACCAGUGGGGCCUUACUAGAACAUUUGCAGGUAAGACAUGUGAUAUCCCAAGCAACACAAGAAACGUACGUGUGUUUAUGGAAUGGGUGUAAAGUGCAUGGUCGCACUUCUUGUUCCCGGUCAUGGUUAGAACGUCAUGUUCUUGCCCAUGCUGGUACCAAACCUUUUCGAUGUAUAGUCGAAGGAUGUGGCAUGCGAUUCAACUCACAAAUUUCGUUAGAACGGCACGUCAACAACCAUUUUAACAGCGAUGGAUCUCAAAAUGGUACUGCAAAGAAGAGCGUGGAAAAUGGUUCGGCGAAAUUGUUCAAGAGGAACGGGAAGAAGAUUCGAUUCAGAAGACAACCCUGGUCAGCGCGAAUGUUUGAUUUCUUCGAUUCUGGGAUUAUGGAAGGACUUCAGGAUCGUCUGCUAAGGAUGACUGAAAAGCGAACUAUGGGACAGAUAGAGGGAGUCUCAGGGGAUGUUAUGAUGCUUCGAGGACAGGUGCUUGCAACAAGGGUGCAGAAGAAUGGACAGAAACAACUUCUAGUCAAAUGGCACCCUGCUGACAUUACUCCAGAUGAGUGGGUUAAUGAAAAUGAAUAUAGCUCGUCGAAAACUGUUUCGAUCCGUUCGUUGGAGCCGUCUUCGGUGGAUAAUUUAAAACCCAUUUUGUUUCCUUCGCUUCGAAAUAGUCAACAAGAAGAACAACAACAACCAAAAAGGCUCAAGCAUCAGCGCAAACCUAAAAAAAAUACGUGAUAAACAAGCAAAAAUUCUCAGACAAACACUUUGUGAUCUGUUCGAGCAAGCGCAAAAAGAAACAAAUUGAACACAUCACACAGAGUUUUGUAAAACUGGAGAAGAGAGAAGACAAAAAAGUACAGAUGAAUGAUAGCUGAUUAUUAUGAUAAGGUAAGAGAGAAGCGCAUAGUAUUGUAUAUUUCGCAUUAUUGAUUGUGGAGUCUUUCACUGUGUACAGUAUAGAGUGUAUGUAUUGUAAGUAAAACGUAAGCUAAGUUCUCUUCGUCGCAGACGUACGGGAACUUGUUUAAAUAGUUGCAACCAGCCCUGAGACACUGCCAUGUCACUGGUUAAAUUCUAGUUAUUAGAAUAGACUAGCUAAAUUUUUUAAUACAUAAUGUAGUUCGUGUGAUUUCCUCAUUCGUAUUUUAUCAUUUGUUUCCCAUUUCGUCUCAUUUUGAUCAUACUGUAACGGUUAACUAUAAUAAUUCACGGUAUUAUUGUUAUGCAAGCCGUUUAUAAUUUAAGUUAUUGUAAUUAUUAAGUAAUUAAUAUCUUCAACGUCGUCGUCAUCAUCGAUAUCAUUAUGAUUGUAAUCGUAAGGUAAUUUUUGUCGAUCGUUAUCAGCGUAAUUAACAGAAAGGUGGACUCAAAAGGAAACAUCAAAAAUCGGCAUUCGACAUUCCUCCUUGUGUGUUCUUAUUAUUUUUUUAUGUAACUUGAAAUUUGCAAAUGCGGGAGUACAUGCACUCAGAAAAGUUAUUCGCGGUUUCUCAUUAUCAAACAUUCAAUGAGAAAUUAAUUUUCCCAAAACGCCUAAAACUCACGUCUGUGGUGCCCUUCCUUCCUAAAUUAACAUUAAAUUUGUGCAUUUCUUUCGAUCACAGUUGUUCUAAAUCAUGCAUUUCAAGUGAUUUUCUUAAUUGUGAUAAUUAAAACUUCAUUUGACUACAUUUUAAGAAAAGAAUUUAUAACUUCAAUCAGUAAUUUAUUUGAAAUAAAUGCAGUGUAAAAGUAAUACAUAUGACAGGGUAUGUAUACAAAUAUAAAUUGCUGAAAAGCACCGUAUAACGGUGAGCCUGCGAACUAAAUCUCAUGUGCAGCGCAGUCUAUCGUCAAA